Lycium barbarum (goji berry) is the source of this 1130-nucleotide messenger RNA. RefSeq names its product nudix hydrolase 2-like. The coding region runs from base 89 to 898 and encodes 269 amino acids. Gene Ontology annotation, molecular function: NADH pyrophosphatase activity; NAD binding; ADP-ribose diphosphatase activity. The transcript is spliced from 9 exons. The record is from RefSeq and is a predicted model, not a curated record. Lineage: Eukaryota; Viridiplantae; Streptophyta; Magnoliopsida; Solanales; Solanaceae.
AUGUUUUCAUGCAUUUUCAAAAUAUUGUAGCUGAAGCAAAACCCUGAUAUAUUUUGCUAAGUGCUCAGACUUUUGAGAAUCGAAGAAAAUGGGUUCUAUUGGAGAGGCAAUUGACAUAAAAAUGGAAAUAUUUGAGGCAAAUGAAGAUAAUUAUGGAGGAGUUACUGUGAACAUGCAGAAGGAGGAGCCUAUGGAUUCUCAUACAUUUCAUACUAUGCUAAGGGCUUCCCUUUCUCAUUGGAGGCUAAAGGGAAAGAAGGGUGUUUGGAUUAAGUUGCCUAUAGAACUUGCACAUCUUGUUGAUGCAGCAGUGAAGGAGGGGUUUUGGUAUCAUCAUGCAGAAGCAACAUACUUGAUGCUUGUGUAUUGGAUUCCUCAUGAAACACCUCACACUUUACCUGCUAAUGCUUCUCAUCGUGUUGGUAUUGGUGCUUUUGUUCUCAACGACGAUGGACAGGUGCUGGUAGUUAAAGAAAAAUCUGGAAAAAGCACUGGAACCUGGAAGCUGCCUACUGGCGUUGUUGAUGAGGGCGAGGAUAUAUGCACGGCAGCCGUUAGAGAAGUACAAGAAGAGACUGGAAUUGAGACAGAAUUUGUUGAACUCCUUGCCUUUAGACAAAGCCACAAAUCGUUCUUUGGAAAGUCGGAUUUGUUCUUCAUAUGCAUGCUAAAACCACUCAAUUUCACUAUCCACAAGCAAGAUUCUGAGAUUGAGGAAGCUAAGUGGAUGCCAAUAGAAGAGUAUGCAGCUCAACCUAAAUUGAACCAAAGUGAACUCUCCAAAACCAUCGCAAAAAUAUGUGUAGCCAAGAAACAGAAACAGUACACUGGCUUCUCUGCUCUUCCUACAACUACUGGACAUUCAUCUAAGAAGAGUUAUAUAUACUCCAAUAUAUGAUUAAAUAAUUGAAAUUCUCUUUUAUGCAUAUAUAUGUUUAAAAUAAGGUUGUUGUACGCUUGCAAUUAAAUUUUUGUCAGUGUAUAAGCCAUAUUGCUAUGUGGAAAUAAAAUAGUUACUUGGAUCUGUUUUAGGUAUAGGUGAUGUCUGUUUUGAUUUUCACUUUGUUUUCCUUGUUUUUGUGUGGAAAAAUCAAUGCAAAUAAAGUCAAUGUUUUUGCAAUUACUAGCAA